UAGUCAAGUCAAUGUCACGUUAAUGUUUUUGCACCCGACGUUUCCCCCAUUCACAAAACUGGGAAGUUGAUUAUUUACAUUUGUCCCCAUCGAAAAAAAAAAACGGAACAAUUGCCAAAAAAAUGUGCCCGGAAGUGAACCGUAAAGCGUGAUCCUGAGUGCCUACAUCCGGUUCGUUAAUUUUAAAAAAAAUGUCUUCUUCGGCGAGUAAUAAUCGCUCCUCGAACCGUUCCACCACUUCCUCCUCCUCGUCGUCGUCGGUUACGGUGCAACACAAGAACCUCUCGACGAUCCUAUCGAAGCUCCAAGGGGCCUUUUCGGACGUCGCCUACUUGGCCCACUCGAACAAAUACACCACCGACAAGAGAACGUUGGACAAAACGUGGAAACUGAUGGACAAAGUGGUGAAACUCUGUCAGCAACAGAAGAUGAACCUGAAGAACUCGCCCCCUUUCAUCCUGGACAUUUUACCGGACACUUAUCAGAGACUGAGGAUGAUUUAUUCCAAGUAUGAGGACAACAUGUCCGCCCUGCACAGCAUCGACUACUUUAACGUUUUCAUUAUUAACUUGAUGAGGAAGUGCAAGCAGGCCAUCAAACUGUUUAAGGAGGGCAAGGACAAGAUGUUUGAUGAGAACUCGCAUUACCGAAGGAACUUGACCAAGUUGAGUUUGGUUUUCAGUCAUAUGUUGAGCGAGCUGAAGGCCCUGUUUCCUAACGGACGGUUCGCCGGGGAUCAGUUCAGGAUCACCAAGUCCGAUGCCGCAGAGUUUUGGAAAAGUAACUUCGGAGACAGCACCCUGGUGCUCUGGAAAAUCUUCAGGCACGAACUGAACAAAAUACACCCGAUCAGUUCCGGACUGGAGGCGAUGGCCCUAAAAUCGACCAUCGACCUCACCUGCAACGACUACAUAUCGAAUUUCGAGUUUGACGUGUUCACUAGGUUAUUUCAACCGUGGACGACGCUGCUGCGUAACUGGCAAAUUUUGGCGGUCACGCAUCCCGGUUACGUGGCAUUUUUGACGUACGACGAGGUCAAGGCCCGUCUGCAGCGGUACAUCAAUAAAGCGGGGUCGUACGUGUUCCGGUUGUCCUGCACCAGGUUGGGCCAGUGGGCCAUCGGUUACGUCACCCCCGACGGGGAGAUUUUACAAACGAUCCCGCAGAACAAAAGUCUGAUCCAGGCGUUACUUGACGGCUACAGGGAGGGAUUUUAUUUAUAUCCGGACGGGAGGGCUAACAAUCCGGACCUGUCGUGGGCGGUACAGCCCAGCCAGGAGGAUCACAUCUCCGUCACUCAGGAACAGUACGAGCUGUACUGCGAGAUGGGCAGCACCUUUCAGUUGUGUAAGAUAUGCGCGGAAAACGACAAGGACGUGCGCAUAGAGCCGUGCGGCCAUUUGUUGUGCACCCCCUGUCUCACGGCCUGGCAAGCGGGUUCCGAGGGUCAGGGGAGCCAGGGGUGCCCGUUCUGUCGGGCGGAGAUCAAAGGUACCGAACAGAUCGUGGUCGAUCCGUUCGAUCCGAAAAAGUCGCACAAUCGUAAAAAUUUGCCGACGUUCUCGCACAGUAUUUCGACCCUGGACGACGAGGACGAAAUCGAGGACUCGGAAAUGUGGAACUGUGCGGGAAGCAGCCUUCACGCUCUGGCCUUGAAACCGAGAAACGACGUUUCGCACUCCUCGAGCCCGAUGAUAUCGCCGGGUAGUAGCCCGCGAUUUUUACGAAGAAACCCCCCGGGUACGGUGGUGGUACCCACCCCCGCCCCGCCCCCUUUACCGCCGCGGAAAAGCUCCCCCACCAACGAACCGACCACCACUUCCUCGUCCACCUCUUUGGCGCGUGCCGGUGCCGAAACGCACGCGGCGGUACCGACAGAAUCCUUGUUGCAAUCACAAUCCGUGACCGAUCUGACUCAACCCUCAGAUCACACCACGAUACCGAAAAGUACCUCGAUGUUGGAAAUUCGACGGUACGGAACCGCCCAUCAAGGUGGGGCGGCGGCGCAGGUGGAACUCAGCUCCCCGGAAACCAUCGUGGGCCUGGUGGUGUCGGACUGGGGGGGGCCCCCCAUCAUCAACGAUUGUCACCACGACGUCAUCGAGGGGGCCGCCGCCAAACGGGAGGCCGUCAUCCCCCCGCGCCACCUCAGUUGCCCGUCGAAUAGGACCGCGCCCUCACCGAAAUCGCCCCCGAAAUCCUUGACCACGCCCAAUUUGAAGCCCUACGAGAACGUCGAACCCGCACACCCGAAGGCGAACCCCGUCAUCGUUAAGCGAAAGUUACCGAACCCGUUGGAGGACGCGGGGGUCUCAUACGAGAACCUGAACAUCGACUACGUGAAGAAGUUGGUGGGGGAGGGAUACUCGAGGGACGCGGUCAUCAGGGCGUUGGGGAUCAGCAGGAACAACGUGGACAUGGCCUGCGAUAUUUUACACGAGUUCGGCACCAAACUGGGAUAGCUAGAAAGGACUGAUGAUGAUAAUAAUAAUUUUUUUUUUGUAUAUAUAAUGGCAAUAUCUAGGGGGGAUAAGUCGGGAGGGCGCGCCGGCCUAAGGAAGCGAUUCGUUGCGGAGCAGCGGUAGGACGACACCGUUUUUUGUACAUAUAUAACGAGUUCAUUUUGAUGUACUACUACUAUUAAGCGUAACGAUUCAAUAAUAUACAUGAUUAAAAAAAAAACUC
Molecule: messenger RNA, 2685 nt
Organism: Anthonomus grandis grandis
Lineage: Eukaryota; Metazoa; Arthropoda; Insecta; Coleoptera; Curculionidae
Gene: Cbl
Product: E3 ubiquitin-protein ligase CBL-B
Exons: 8
Coding region: 192-2462 (756 amino acids)
Biological process (GO): cell surface receptor signaling pathway; negative regulation of epidermal growth factor-activated receptor activity
Cellular component (GO): plasma membrane; membrane raft
Molecular function (GO): receptor tyrosine kinase binding; calcium ion binding; SH3 domain binding
Source: RefSeq, a predicted model, not a curated record